GCCCUGCAGCAGGCCGCACUGGCUUUUGUCUGCGUGUGGGUUUGCGCAGCCGUAGUCAGUAAGGCUGCUGGCAGGUCAGUGCCCCCAGGCGAGUCGGGGUCUAGCUAGCAGGCGGCCGCUUGGCCCUUCCAUCGCCUCCAAGGCUUGAAGCAGGCCAGGCCUGCCAGUUGCGAAGGAGCAAGCCCUGAGGGGAGAAGUCUGCGGCUAGAGAGGAGUCCAGCUGUACCGGAGGAGGAGGGAGGGAGAAUGAAUGGGAGAAAGGACAAAGUGGAUUUUGUGUGGAGAAUAUAAUCUUCCCUACCCAGAAUCUCCGUAUCCUGAAAUUAUCUGUCCCCCAGGAGCUUCCGGAGACACAGCAGUCAUCCUCUCUUCUCGUUCUCUCCUUUUGGGGACUCUGAAGUUUAGACCUUAAACCUACAGUAUGUGGAGAGGCAGAGCUGUAAGUACUAUCUACUUGUUCUGACCAAGCUCUAUUUGCUGGAUUCCCCAGGAACAGACUCCAACUUCAGGCAGUAAGUACCAGGUGCUCAAGAACAGCCUGUGGAAGCAUUAUAUGAAGAGGUGGUGAUUAAGGUCCUACAGCAGGAGUGGACAUGUUUGGAUUUCCAACAGCUACCCUGCUGGACUGUCAUGGAAGAUAUGCACAGAAUGUAGCAUUUUUCAAUGUGAUGACAGAGGCCCACCACAAAUAUGAUCACUCUGAGGCCACAGGAUCUUCAAGCUGGGAUUUCCAGAAUUCUUUCAGAAGAGAGAAGCUGGAGCAAAAAUCCCCAGAUUUUAAGACACUACAGGAAGAUCCACCUGGAGUGAAACAGAGGGUCUAUGAGUGCCAGGAAUGUGGAAAAUCCUUCAGGCAAAAGGGUAGUCUAACAUUACAUGAGAGAAUCCACACUGGUCAAAAGCCCUUUGAGUGUACUCAUUGUGGAAAAAGUUUCAGGGCCAAAGGCAAUCUUGUUACACAUCAGCGAAUACACACAGGAGAGAAGCCCUAUCAGUGCAAGGAGUGUGGGAAAAGCUUUAGUCAACGAGGUAGUCUGGCUGUUCAUGAAAGACUCCACACUGGACAGAAACCCUACAAGUGUGCUAUUUGUCAGAGAAGUUUCAGGAACCAGAGUAACCUUGCUGUUCAUAGAAGAGUUCACAGUGGUGAGAAGCCCUAUAGAUGUGAUCAGUGUGGAAAAGCCUUCAGUCAGAAAGGAAGCUUAAUUGUUCACAUCAGAGUCCACACAGGCCUGAAACCAUAUGCCUGUGUACAGUGCAGGAAGAGUUUCCAUACCAGGGGAAAUUGUAUCCUGCAUGGCAAAAUCCACACAGGAGAAACACCAUAUCUAUGUGGCCAAUGUGGGAAAAGCUUCACUCAGAGAGGAAGUCUGGCGGUGCACCAGCGAACCUGCUCACAAAGGCUCACCCUUUAACCACAUUUUCCAAAGGGAACUCUGAAUUAAGAGUAUAAAAUCAUCUGUGGACUAUCCAGUUCUAUGGACUGAAUGGAGACUCUCAGAAAGACCAUCAUUGGGUAGAACAAACUGACUUUUCUUUUUUCCAAAUGAAUAUGAAAAAUAAAUGUCUUGUUUAUCAUCAUCAUCAUGAUGUUUAUUUUAUAAUUUAUGUCAGUUUAUUUUGACCUAAUUUCCCAAGGUACUUUCAUUAAUCUAGUACACACUCAGAUAUUGUUCUGUGCGUAGCA
Messenger RNA from Artibeus jamaicensis (Jamaican fruit-eating bat), 1687 nucleotides. It is a transcript of the gene ZNF32, whose product is annotated as zinc finger protein 32. Gene Ontology annotation, biological process: regulation of transcription by RNA polymerase II. NCBI's taxonomy places the organism in Eukaryota, Metazoa, Chordata, Mammalia, Chiroptera, Phyllostomidae. The record is from RefSeq and is a predicted model, not a curated record. The coding region runs from base 594 to 1415 and encodes 273 amino acids. Gene Ontology annotation, molecular function: RNA polymerase II cis-regulatory region sequence-specific DNA binding; DNA-binding transcription factor activity, RNA polymerase II-specific. The transcript is spliced from 5 exons.